Molecule: messenger RNA, 1191 nt
Organism: Teleopsis dalmanni
Lineage: Eukaryota; Metazoa; Arthropoda; Insecta; Diptera; Diopsidae
Gene: dpr5
Product: hemolin
Exons: 6
Coding region: 1-798 (265 amino acids)
Biological process (GO): synapse organization
Cellular component (GO): neuron projection membrane
Source: RefSeq, a predicted model, not a curated record
AUGACAUUCGAAGGUACAACGACAGCGCCACAUCACAAACAUCCGCAGGAGCUUUCGAAUUUAAUACUCGAGAGUUACGAGAACAUAGAACCACAAUUUGAAAACACCACCGAACGUGACGUUAUUGGAGCGGUAGGCACAACGGCACGUCUGCACUGCCGUGUACGUAAUCUCGGAGAUCGUGCCGUUUCAUGGAUACGCAAACGCGAUUUACACAUACUGACCAUUGGCAUCAUGACGUACACAAAUGACCAGCGCUUUUUAGCGCGACAUUUAGAUAACUCAGACGAAUGGGUACUGAAAAUAGUGUCUGUGCAGCCUAGAGACGCAGGCAUAUACGAGUGUCAAGUGUCGACUGAGCCAAAAAUUAGUCAGGCUUACAAACUGAUGGUUGUGACCUCAAAAGCACAAAUACUUUCGAAUCGCGAACUUUUCAUUCAGAGUGGCAGUGACAUUAAUUUGACAUGUAUUGCACCGCAAGCACCGGGUCCCUAUACGCACAUGACGUGGUUUAAGGGUGGCGAAUUAAUCAACGAUUCCACACGCGGUGGUAUUAGGGUCGUAUCGGAGCAACAAAUGAAGACAAGCAAUUUGGUGAUAUCACGUGUACUGCAUACGGAUUCUGGAAAUUAUACAUGUGCGGCGGAUAAUUCAAAUUCCGAUAGCGUUUUUGUGCAUAUCAUCAAAAGUGAACAACAUGCUGCCAUGCAACACGAACUGGCAACACGAAUGCAAAUCCCCAAAAUGCUGCUUGUGUUAUUGACGUUUUUCUAUCUUUUAGAACGCGUGAUUAAAUGAAAUUUGCUUCUAACCUGUUAUAUUAAGCAACGUAAAUUAAGUAGUUCAUCUAUACAGCGUAGCUGUUAAUUGAGCCCCAGCAGAGCCUUGAGGGCUGCUUGCAGAUAAAGUCAUGCGUUUCCUGCUUGUUGCACUGUUGCACUAUUGCAGUACGAAGUUGGUAUGUUGCGGCUGCAGCGCAUGCACUACACACACACCAAUCAACACUUGAGUUGCUGCAUGGCUAUUAACACCUCAGAAAAUUAAGCGACGGCAAUCGACAUGAAGAGCACCAGCGGCAGUGGAGGGAAGAGGAAAUACGAACAGGAAAUGUAUACUUUUGUCUGCUGCUCAAUUUUGUAAAUUUGCAUGCACAAGAGACUUGACGAUAAUUUAAUUUUGAUUUAAUUUAUG